This is a messenger RNA of Ruditapes philippinarum (Manila clam), 2005 nucleotides long. RefSeq names its product cellular retinoic acid-binding protein 2-like. Lineage: Eukaryota; Metazoa; Mollusca; Bivalvia; Venerida; Veneridae. The record is from RefSeq and is a predicted model, not a curated record. The transcript is spliced from 4 exons. Gene Ontology annotation, biological process: fatty acid transport. Gene Ontology annotation, molecular function: fatty acid binding. Gene Ontology annotation, cellular component: nucleus; cytosol. Bases 308 to 739 code for a protein of 143 amino acids.
UAGAAUAUAUAACAGAGAUAAGACGUCGGUGUUAAGUAAGACAUUAGUGUCGUUUCUCGUGAAAUUAACAGACAUUGGAAUAUCAAAUGCACUAUCAUAUUGAAAUUAAACUUUUUGAUAAGUGAAACCUUUUGGACAUGUAUUGUUUUUUUAAAAAUGAAAACUGUAAAUUUAAAUGUUCAUGGACGAUUUCAUUUGGAAUAAAAUAAGCAGCUGUGCGACAACUCAAAAACCUAUUUAAAUUAGGUAUCGGUGUAAUUGGAUACAUUUUAAUAACAUUCUACAGAUUCUUUCUUUAUAUUUGGAAAUGGGGAGUGAGCUAGAUGAAAUCACAGAUAAAUUAUCGGGUUCAUGGGUGUUAGACAGGUCUGAAAAUUUUGAGGAGGCUCUUCAAGAAAUGGGACUAAAUGUUGUGUUCCGGAAGUUAGCUAGCCAUGCCAAGCCAAGUAUGGAAAUACAAGUAGAAGACGGGAAAGUUAAGAUUAUUGCCAAAGCUUCAUUCUUCACACAAACUAUGACUUUUCCUAUUAAUGAACCGUAUGACCAAGAAUUUGAAGGGAUCAAAAUGAAAUGUUUUACAAAAUGGGAGAAUAAUAAACUGAUCACCGAAGCCAAUCCUGUGGAACCAGAGAAAGACAAGCCUCAGAAAUUUCAUAGGGAACGAGUUAAUGACGAACUUGUUCAGACCAUGUGGAUAGGAGAUGUUAAAUGUACUAGAUGGUUCAAGCAACAGACGUGAUGGAAGAAAGGAUUAUUUGAAAUAAAUUGAGUUUUAUAUCGUGUCUUUCAAUAUGUUAACGUUGUAAUGCUUUUUGUCAUGAACAUAAGUUACUCUUACCGCUUUUGCACUAUUUAAAUUUUUCUUUAAAGUACUUUAAAUUUAUUAAGGAAAGGAAACUUUUUUUCUAAGAGUUUAAUUUUGUUGUCACUCCUAAAAGUUUUGAUUAAAAGAAAAUACUAACAUUUAAAUCAAAUGUUUCGAAAGAGUGACCAAAUAAAUUAAGUAUUAUUAAGUAUUUUGUGUCCAAAAAGACAUAAUGUGAAGUUGUGUCAGCAAAUAUUACUCCAUUCCAUAAGCAUAAUGUCCACAUCUGUUCAAAAGCGUUUGCGUUAUAAGCUUCACAUUUUUAAACAAAUAAAUGCACAUCAAAAUCGCCAUCAGUUCAAUUCAACUCUUUCUCACUCAAGAGUAGAUAUCAAAAUAGAGUUGUGACUUCAAGAUUUUAAAAGCUUGCUUCAAAUAUAUGUAUUUAACACGGAAUAAAUAAUUUAUGGUUUGUAUUUUUGUAUAGAAACAAAUUGAUUAUAUGACACUUAACCAUGUUUGUAUAAUUUGUGGCUUUUUAAAAGGAAAGGAAAUUAUGCAUUUUUGUUUGUUUAAACUUAAUACCGACUCCAACAACUAUGGCAUAUAUGAAGCAUUUUGUUACUGAGGAUUUAAGUCAUAUACACUGGGAUAGUCAUAUUCUAAAAAUCAGGCAUCCUUAGUUGGGAAAGACCUCGACAGCGCUCCUGUGUAUUACUUUAUGGACGAACGAUCAUGUAGGUAAAAUCCCUCGAAGAGUUUUGUAAAAACACUCAUGAAACUAGCCGAAUGCACGACGUUCUGGAUAUGUCUUUGAUGCUACAGCUUUUAAAAACUUGGCAACAGAUAAACACUUUCAAAUUAUAUAUUUCGAAAUUUCAGUUCCAUGAUCAAUACACCGUGGUAAAACGGCUCAUGUAUAUUAGAAUAUAAAUGUGUUCUAAACUGAGUAAAGAUUCAUAUGUAGAUAUUUAUAUUAUUUAUGCAAUAUGUUCAUAUCCGAUUCGAAUUAUUACCUUUUUUUUAAGUAUUUUGAAAAAAUAUAAAAUUUCCUUUUUGUUGUUGGUAUUUAUAAAUUGCAGAACUGUAUGUUUUGUAUAUGGCGAAUUCACGAUGUUUAAAUGUUUACGGUAUUUGAAAUUAUGCUUUUGUCUUUCUUUAUACAUGUGCAAUAAGAUGAAUAAAAUGUUGUGUAUUAUA